CUCUGAACUUGUGGGUUUGGCUCUGGCUUGUGAGGACGGAUGAAAUUCAGUCGAGAGCGUCAGAGCUGGCUGAGCUCCACAGCCCACCUCACCUGGACCUCAACUGUUCCUUCAGGAAAGCUUAUUGAUUGAAAAAGAACACAGAACAACAUGCCAAUAUAUAGAUAUAGCUAGACAGAUCUCUGUUUACCUGAUGGUGAUGUAUCCUGAUGCGCACGACGUAAUAUUGGAGACGGCGAGGUGAACACGCAGCCGGUUGUCAAACCUAUAAGAGCAACUUGGUCUUUCUCCAAAAUCUGACAUGGCCAUGUGUUAAAUGGAUUCCCUCAGCUUAAUCAAUGGCUCCUCUGGGAGCAAAGAGCUGGCCAUCGGGGAGGAUUCAUCUGACGUGACUCUGAAUCAUCAGCUGCUAGAGCUGGGAGACAGCACCAAGCUUCUCGGGGUCCAGGUGGUCCUGAUCUUGGCAUAUUCUACCAUCAUCCUUUUGGGUGUUAUUGGGAACUCCCUGGUGAUUUAUGUGGUUUACAAAUUUAAGACACUCCGUACUGUCACCAACUUCUUCAUUGCAAACCUAGCCGUGGCUGAUCUGCUCGUCAACACGUUGUGUCUCCCGUUCACGCUGGCUUACACUCUCCUCGGGGAGUGGAAGUUUGGACAAGUGCUUUGUUUCACUCUGCCGUAUGCUCAAGGUCUCGCCGUUCACGUCUCUACAAUUACAUUAAAUGUAAUUGCACUGGAUCGGCAUAGAUGCAUCGUUUAUCACCUAGACACUCGAAUGUCAAAAGACACCUGCUUUCUGGUCAUUGCCAUCACCUGGGUAGUAAGCGCUCUUCUGGCUAGCCCACUGGCCAUAUUCAGAGAGUAUGGGAUUGUAGAUCUUUCUCCAGGUGACUCCAUUGAGGUUUGUGGAGAGAAGUGGCCUGACAGUAGUACAGACAGCACUCUAUACUCAAUCUCCACGCUGCUGCUGCAGUAUGUGUUGCCUCUGGCAAUCAUCUCUUUUGCCUACAUCCGUAUCUGGAGUAAACUCCGCAAUCAUGUCAGCCCAGUUGGUCACAAUCACAGGCACCAGCGACGCCGCAAGACCACCAAGAUGCUGGUUACUAUGGUCGUGGUGUUUGCGGUCAGCUGGUUGCCUUUCCAUGCUUUCCAGCUGGCCACUGACAUUGACCACAGCGUGUUGGACAUGAAGGACUUCAGGCUUCUUUACACUGUCUUCCACAUUGUGGCCAUGUGCUCGACAUUUGCCAACCCGCUUCUCUAUGGUUGGAUGAACCGGAACUACCGCAGCGCCUUUGUUUCGGUUUUCCAUUGCAAGGAACGGCUUGAUUUGUUGCACGCAGAGGGCCAGGCUGCCACAACAGCAGUUCGCAUCAAACCAAAAAAAGCUAUAGAAGCCCAAGAUAAAGUGACAACACAUCUCAAUGCAACAGAUGUCUGAGGGGACAAAGGUGAGGAUACUGAAAGGACUCCUGAUGUCAAAUCGAAUCUGUGGAGGAUUUGUCAUGGUGCGGAACAUCCCUCUGAUUUAUGUGGUUUCCAAAUUAAGACACUUCAUACCAUCACCAGUUUCUUCAUGGUACAAAUUGCCAUGUCCAAUCUGCCUGUCAUCAUGGUGUGUCCCAUCUAUGCUGGCAGCUGGCAGAGUUUGGAACUGCUUUGUUUCACUCUACUGUAUGCUCAAGAUGCUGUCCAUGUCCCAGUGUUAGACGAAAGUGUGCUGGUGACAACAUCACAACAAUGUGACCUAGCUAAAUUCUAUGUUAUGAACUCAGUGCCAUAAAAGAGCACAGACAAGCCUCGGAGAUCUUCUCAUCUUCAUUAAUGCAUCUUCGCCAAGAUCUAUAAGGUAGUUGAAUAUACUUAUACUUAUACUUCAUGGAUAUUUCCAGAUCUUGCAGUUUGGAUGCCUUCCUUUGGUAGGAAAGAUAAUUAUACACAAUUUUGUUCAGAAGGAUCAUCAUAAUGAAACAGUUUCAGAUGUUAUCGAAUGACAAAUUUGUGCUCUCAUGCAUGACUCUGGAAAGUGUUAACAACAAAUUGCUUCUCCUUUCAUCUGAAAGUAUUUUGCACAGUGGAAUAGUGUGGUGGCACUUCUUCAGACUAACAAUGGCACAAGGACAAGGAGGAAUGUUUCAACACAAAUAUCUGCAUUAUCUCUUCUAUUAAACCUUGAGGGAUGAUCUGACAUUUCAAUACUUUUCAUAUGAAAAUAUUAAGAAUGUGUUUCAUCUAAAAUAUUGCACAAAGAAUUAUCUUUGACUGUACUUGACAGAUCAAAGUGGAUUGUUCACUUGCUGGUUAACUUUUAAAAAAACUUAACCCUAGUAAUGGAUUGGAAUGUGCAAAUAUGACAACAUAAAUGUGCAAGUAAAAAAACAGUAAAUGGGGGGGGGGUGUACAGGUAAUGGAAAUGUGCUCUCUACUGUAUAUUGUUCUCUUCUGUAAAGCUGUCACAUUUCAAUCACCAUGCCGGAUGAAUGUAAUUUCAAUGUGAAAAAAACAAAAAAAAAACAAAAAAACAUCUGA
Molecule: messenger RNA, 2529 nt
Organism: Carassius auratus (goldfish)
Lineage: Eukaryota; Metazoa; Chordata; Actinopteri; Cypriniformes; Cyprinidae
Product: neuropeptide Y receptor type 2-like
Exons: 5
Coding region: 317-1441 (374 amino acids)
Biological process (GO): G protein-coupled receptor signaling pathway
Cellular component (GO): membrane
Molecular function (GO): neuropeptide Y receptor activity
Source: RefSeq, a predicted model, not a curated record